AUGGCAAAUCAAGAGAAGACCGACACAAGGGCCAAAUGGAAUGAAAAUCAUAGGGCUCAUCUAGUGAAAUUAUUAGGUGAUUAUAAUGUUCCCGCGUACCGCUCACAAAAUGGAUGGACUAAAGAGGCAUGGAAUAGAAUAUUGCGUGACAUGGUAAUGAAAUUCCCUAAUUUAAAAUGCACUGUUGUACAAGUUAAAGCACUAGAGAAAGAGUUGAAAAAAAUUUACAAGCUUUUGAAGGGUUUUACCGAAUUGAGUGGUUUUGGAUGGGAUUAUGAAAAAAAUAUGGUCGAAGCCACUGAAGAAGUUUGGGCACCACUACUUGAGAGAAAUAAAGAAGCUAGAAGAUGGCAUCAAAAACCCUUUCCAUAUUUCACGGCAUUGCAGGAGAUUUAUGAGGGGAGAUAUGCAGAAGGAAGACGCUCUCGUGAUGUAGACUAUUAUGCAAAUGUGCCAAUGGACACUCCAUCUCCAAGCAUUCCGGCUCCAAAUGAUCCCAUCCAAUCAUUGUCUACACCCGAAAUAGAGAUAGAGGAUCCUGAUUUUGCACAUGUGGAGCCUCCAUGCAGUCAACCAAAUAUUUCACAACCCCAAAACUCAUGUUAUACAAGCCGGCAAAGGUUAGGGGAUGAAGUGCAAAGAAGGAAAAAGGACCGAAAGCGAAAAAAUGUUCAAGAGUCAUUCUUAGAACAAUAUAUAGAUAUGCGUCGAGCUGAGACGGAUAGAUACAUUGAUGCUAUGAAAAAAAACCAGGUAGAGGAGAAGUACACCAUUGGAGAAUGCAUGGCGGCAUUUAAUGUGUUGUGUGAUCAAUUUCCAGAUGAAGAUUUUGUUAAAAUUACAACAUUGUUUAAAGAUAAGGAUAAUCGUGAAAUCUUCUUGAGUCUCAUCAGUGAAGAACGGAAAGUGUUAUGGAUUCGGCAAAUGAUUAAUUAA
Molecule: messenger RNA, 936 nt
Organism: Dioscorea cayenensis subsp. rotundata (Guinea yam)
Lineage: Eukaryota; Viridiplantae; Streptophyta; Magnoliopsida; Dioscoreales; Dioscoreaceae
Exons: 3
Coding region: 1-936 (311 amino acids)
Source: RefSeq, a predicted model, not a curated record